GGAUUCUCAGUGAGAAAUCCAUGACGUCACAUUGUGUCAAAAUAAAGGUGUUUUGGGCGGACGUGUUUUGUUGUUUUCGCAGGAUUUUCACAAAAUUCAUGCGAAAUUAGCUACAAAAUCUGAAAGUGAAUUUCCUGCUUAAAAGUGCCUUAAUCAGUCCAAAAAAAAUGAAUUACGGACGGAAAACCCCAACAUCGACUUAUAGAUCAACACCAUCAGUGUAUUCACACAUCACUGGAAGAUCUUCCAAUUUACAAUCUGGAAAGUCGAGAUCACUCAAAUCCGUCCGCAUUCCUUGGUAUCAAAAGCCUAUUCUCAAGAACAAUGCCUACAUGGAUGUGCAGAAAGGAGCUAUGAUUACAGCUCUUGCUUCUCUGUGCAUUGCCAUCUUUACCAUGGUCACUGGUGUCUUUGACAUCUACUGCUUGGCCAUGGCUGCUCCAGGAUCUACUCACUACGGAUACUACAUUAUAUCCUACGAAUUUGUCUACGUGGGAAGUGUCCACGUGAGAAACACUCUGAUUAUCUUUGCACUAUUCUCCGUCCUUUUUGCCAUUGCGGUUUUCGUUACAACCAUCAUGCUGGCCAUCGCUCUCAGGAAGGAAUACGAGAAGAAAAUCCUCCCUUGGCUAUGGGUUUUUGCAAUUUUCAUCCUUUUCCGCACCCUCGCCUUCCUCUUCUUCGCAAUCCUCAAUGAUCUGAUCUUCGCCUACAAUAUUUUAAUGGUUCUCUGCUGGAUUGUCAUUCUUCCAGCAUCCGUCUACGGAUGGCUUCUCGUCUAUUCUCUCUACCUUGAGCUGGCGGACUUGACUAAACUUGAGGACCUGGCUCACUUGAGGAUGGGUACUAUGGCCUCUCUAAAUGCCUCAACAACACACUCCUUAGCCGGCUCUCGACCCACAACCCCUCACAGCACAGUAUCUACGAUGCCAGUCGGUGGAAUAAGCAACUAGAAAACAAUGGAUAUUCCACGAAUUAGAAGUAAUGCAUUUGAAAGAAAAGAAACAUUUCCGUCCAACUUCGAAGCACUUUUUUUUAGCAAGUAAAUAGUAGUUCCAUAAGAAGACCCCCUUUUUAUAAAGGUAAGACCUACAAAGUAAUAACCGUCCUUACGUAUUAUACUUUUUCUAUGUAUGUAGAUGUUUUAUAAAUUGUCUCAAAGAGAAAUGACAUUUGAGAAAAUAA
Phlebotomus papatasi is the source of this 1185-nucleotide messenger RNA. RefSeq lists its product as uncharacterized. The record is from RefSeq and is a predicted model, not a curated record. Lineage: Eukaryota; Metazoa; Arthropoda; Insecta; Diptera; Psychodidae. Bases 168 to 953 code for a protein of 261 amino acids. The transcript is spliced from 7 exons.